Lepus europaeus (European hare) is the source of this 2777-nucleotide messenger RNA. RefSeq names its product PX domain containing serine/threonine kinase like (gene PXK). Gene Ontology annotation, molecular function: actin binding; ATP binding; protein kinase activity. The transcript is spliced from 19 exons. The record is from RefSeq and is a predicted model, not a curated record. Lineage: Eukaryota; Metazoa; Chordata; Mammalia; Lagomorpha; Leporidae. Gene Ontology annotation, biological process: endosome to lysosome transport; protein targeting to lysosome; protein phosphorylation. Gene Ontology annotation, cellular component: extrinsic component of endosome membrane; late endosome; early endosome. The coding region runs from base 28 to 1782 and encodes 584 amino acids.
GGCGGCCGGGCGUCCCGGCGUCCCGGCAUGGCCUUCAUGGAGAAGCCGCCGGCCGGCAAGGUGCUGCUGGACGACACGGUGCCGCUGACAGCCGCCAUCGAGGCGAGCCAGAGCCUGCAGUCCCACACGGAAUAUAUCAUUCGAGUACAAAGAGGAAUUUCUAUAGAAAACAGCUGGCAGAUUGUUAGAAGAUACAGCGACUUUGAUUUGCUGAACAACAGCUUGCAGAUCUCAGGCCUAAGUCUACCUCUUCCUCCCAAAAAGCUGAUUGGCAACAUGGACCGUGAGUUCAUCGCUGCGAGGCAGAAGGGUCUGCAGAACUAUCUCAACGCCAUCACUACAAACCACAUCUUGUCGAACUGCGAGCUGGUUAAGAAGUUUUUAGAUCCCAACAACUAUUCUGCAAACUACACUGAGAUCGCCUUACAGCAUGUUUCCAUGUUCUUCCGGUCAGAACCAAAGUGGGAGGUCGUAGAACCACUGAAAGACAUAGGUUGGAGGAUAAGGAAGAAAUAUUUCUUAAUGAAGAUAAAGAAUCAGCCGAAGGAGCGCCUAGUGUUAAGCUGGGCUGACCUUGGCCCGGACAAGUACUUGUCAGAUAAAGAUUUUCAGUGUCUAAUCAAACUGCUGCCUUCCUGUUUGCAUCCUUAUAUCUACCGGGUUACCUUUGCCACAGCCAGCGAGUCCUCAGCAUUGCUAAUUAGGAUGUUCAAUGAAAAAGGAACUUUGAAGGAUCUCAUCUACAAGGCAAAACCAAAGGACCCAUUCCUAAAGAAGUACUGCAAUCCUAAAAAGAUUCAGGGCCUUGAACUCCAGCAAAUAAAAACAUAUGGACGGCAAAUACUAGAGGUACUAAAGUUUCUGCAUGACAAAGGAUUCCCUUACGGGCAUCUUCAUGCCUCCAAUGUGAUGCUUGAAGGGGACACUUGCCGGCUGCUAGAUCUCGAGAAUUCCUUACUUGGCCUGCCUUCCUUCUACCGAUCUUAUUUCUCACAAUUCAGGAAAAUCAAUACAUUGGAAAGUGUGGAUGUCCACUGCUUUGGCCACUUACUGUAUGAAAUGACUUACGGACGACCGCCAGACUCGGUGCCUGUUGACUGCUUCCCUCCUGCCCCGUCCAUGGCUGUGGUGGCCGUGUUGGAGUCUACGCUGUCUUGUGAAGCCUGUAAAAAUGGCAUGCCCACCGUCUCCCGGCUCUUACAGAUGCCAUUAUUCAGUGAUGUCUUACUAACCACUUCUGAAAAGCCACAGUUUAAGAUCCCCACAAAGUUAAAAGAAGCACUGAGAAUUGCCAAAGAAUGUAUAGAGAAGAGACUCGUAGAAGAACAGAAGCAGAUUCACCAGCAUCGGAGACUGACAAGAGCUCAGUCGCACCAUGGAUCUGAGGAAGAGAGGAAAAAGAGAAAGAUUUUAGCUCGAAAGAAGUCGAAACGAUCUGCUAUUGAAAAUAAUGAAGAGCAGUCCAUGAAGUACAACAACUCCAAUAACUCGGCAGGGUCUGGGGCCAGCUCACCUCUCACAUCCCCGUCCUCGCCGACUCCACCCUCUACAGCAGCUGCCUUAGCUUUGGGUAAAAGAUGUAAAGGAAGGCCUAUCUGCAUUACCUCCACCACCGCCACCGCCACCGCCGCCUCCACCACCAGCAGCUCCCUUGCCUCCGGUGAGCACAGAGGCGCCUGCACAGCUCUUGCCCCAGGCUGUGAACGGUGUGAGCCGAGGGGCCCUGCUCAGUUCCAUCCAGAAUUUCCAGAAAGGGACUCUGAGGAAAGCCGAAACAUGUGACCACAGUGCUCCCAAGAUCGGCUGAGGCUUCCUGUUUACACUUGGAGGGAAAGUCCUUCCCCCCCACUCCCACCCUCUGACCCUCUUCGCGGCUGAGCUGUUGAACACGGUCUCGCAGAUGCCCCAGUCAGGCUGGCACUGCUGCCUUACGGAGCACCUUGCCCCUGGACUAGCACUGUCAGGUCCUGCUCAUCCUCUCACGGCAUCUCUUUGGGGCAGCAGCGUAGUGGAAUCAGUAUUUCCACCAACUAAAGAAAACAGACAGAAAAACAAAGACAGUGGGGACAGCAAACGGCCUUUGUCCUGCAGUUUCUCCCACCCCGUCAGACAGCCCCUCUCACAGUUCACGUCUCUGAAGCCAUUUUCUGGUUAUUUCUUAGGUAACUCCCGUUUUUGCGACUUUUACUUCAUCCUAGACGUUAACACCGUAGCCCACAUCAUAGUUACGUUGCCGAGUCAGAGAAGCAACUGAGUUCUUCCUUCUCCCCUCAGAUAGCAUGGGGAAAGUCGGGAAGGGUCUCCUGAUUUCCAGUAGGAAAUCCAGUGAGGUUCUAGAACUCAGGGCUGCUCAAUCAACUCCAGACCCACCGUUCUGUUUAGUUAGAAUGUUAUUGGAACAGACAGAAAAAAAUGUUAACAUCGGAAAAAGUUCUUACCAGUUAGAGAGGAUCUUCUUAAUCCUCACCUUCGGGGUUGGGGGGCGGGGGGCUGUGUCAUUGUAACAAGACAAGUAAAUCUGGCAUCUAUGGAAAUCAAUUCUGAUUUUUUAAGAUUUAUUCAAAUACAUCAUCUUUUUAAUGUUACUCAUUUAUUAAAAAGAUCCUUUAUCCUAUGAUUUGCUUAAAUAAACUGCACUUUAAAGGAUUAUAAAUAAUCCAUUUAAAAUUCAAGUACACACAUCAGUGUUGGUUACUAUGCAGAGAAUGUCAUUGUGUACAGUUUCAUGUAAUCUGUGACAAAUGUUCAGCUGUAUUUUUUAUUAAAAGUAAACCAUG